This is a messenger RNA of Terrapene triunguis (Three-toed box turtle), 790 nucleotides long. Its product is annotated as transmembrane protein 176A-like. The annotation marks the transcript as partial. The transcript has 5 exons. Lineage: Eukaryota; Metazoa; Chordata; Testudines; Emydidae. The record is from RefSeq and is a predicted model, not a curated record. Gene Ontology annotation, cellular component: membrane.
GGGGAGGGACAAGGCAGGCUGCUGUGUCCAUCUGCUGACUCCUGGGCGCUGAUCUUGCAGGCCUGCCAGGUGCUGCUCGGGAUUGUGUGCGGGGCCAUUGGCGUGAUGCUCUGCUUCGCACCGGACACGCAGGAGUUCUGGUCGGGAUCCCCGUUCUGGACAGGCGCUCUGCUCAUCAUCUCGGGAGUCUCUUGCAUUGUGAGCGAGAAGCGUGGCACCGGCUGCUGGGUCUGGCUAGCUGCGUUGCUCACCCUGGCCAGCGCACGGAGCCCUCGGAGCUGCCUGGCUCCUGGCCGGGUGGGACCCCGUGACUGUGGUGCUGCCUGUCCCCUCUCCUGUUCCCAGAGCCUGUUCCUGGGCGUGCGGCUGCUGCUGCUGCUCACCAUGGCCACCGGCCUCUGCAUCGCCUUCUACUCCUUCCUCUACGGCUGCUGGGCCCUGUGCUGCAGGAAGUUGGCCGGGGCCGAGGCGGUGGAGAGCAAGGAGCCGCUACUGGCCUCUGACUCCAUCCUCCCGCCGGAUGAGGAGAAAGCCCAGGAGGGCCGGAAUAUCUGAGCUCCCGGCCAGGCUCCAGCUUCGCUCUGCCGGGUAACCGCUCUGCACAGCCCGCAUCCCUCCCGCCUCCCUGUCCUGGCUCUCGAGCUGAGGCUUCCCGCUGUUCCCCCUCCUGUACUAGCUGUGUACUACUACACUAACUGUAGCCAUGUACUAGGGCGAGGGCCUUCCCAGGCCCUGCUCCGAACAGGGCAGCAGCUGCUUGGCAAUAAACCGUCUCCUGUGAGUGUCUGUC